This is a messenger RNA of Amphibalanus amphitrite, 1908 nucleotides long. RefSeq lists its product as uncharacterized. Lineage: Eukaryota; Metazoa; Arthropoda; Thecostraca; Balanomorpha; Balanidae. The record is from RefSeq and is a predicted model, not a curated record. The transcript is spliced from 2 exons. The coding region runs from base 17 to 1813 and encodes 598 amino acids. Gene Ontology annotation, molecular function: nucleic acid binding. Gene Ontology annotation, biological process: DNA integration.
CCAAGCGUAUCUGCAGAUGCCCCUCAGCACAGAAAGCCAGGAGUACUGUGUUCUCAACACACCAUGGGGGAUGCACCGUAUGCUGCGACUACCAUACGGGGUGAAGUCAAGUCCAAUGCUCUUCCAGAGGGAAAUGGACAGAAUCCUCAAGAAUGUGCCUGGAGUGAAGUGUCUGUUGGAUGAUAUGCUCAUCACAGGAAGAACUGAAGAAGAAGCACUGAAGCGACUGGACGAAGUGAUGCAGAUCAUGAAGUCACACGGUCUGCGUCUGAAAAAGGAGAAAUGUCAGUUUCUGACAAAGGAAGUCCGGUACCUAGGGCUCAGGCUAGGAGCCGAGGGCAUCAGAACAGAUCCAGAACGUGUGAAAGCCGUGCUGAACGCAAGAGCACCCACCAACCAGAAAGAAGUUCGUGAGUUUCUCGGUGUUGUCACGUUCUACAACCGCUUCCUGAAGAACCUCUCGAAGACAGCAAGGCCGUUGAAUGAACUCCUGAAGAAAGACAGCGAAUGGAAGUGGACUGCAGAGUGUGAAGCCAGCUUCAACAGCAUCAAGAGACAGCUGUCAUCAACGGAAGUGCUGCGUCAUUUCGACGUGACGGAGCAGGUGACGGUGAUCACGGACGCUAGUCCAGAAGGACUAGGCGCCGUACUCGUUCAAGGGAAGGAUGAGCGGCCGAUCAUGUACGUGUCAAGAUCGCUGAGUGAACACGAGCGGAAAUACUCUCAGAUAGAAAGGGAAGGACUCUGUGUAGUCUGGGCAUUUCAGCGACUGAAGCAGUUCCUGUACGGGCGCCAUUUCAAGCUCGUAACGGACAACAAGCCGCUAGCUCACGUCUUUGGACCUAAGGCGCCGCUGCCGACGUUGGCUGCCUCACGGAUCCAGAGAUGGGCGAUGAAGUUGGCGGAGUACGAUUUCUCUGUGGAAGUCAGGAAGUCGGAACAGAUUCCAGUAGCUGAUUGGCUCUCACGUCUACCGAGAGAAGGCUCAGUGCUGAAGUCAGAAGCACCAGAAGACGAGUGCACUGUCUGUCUGAUCGGACAACUGGAGUCGCUAAGUCCGGUGACGGCCGCAGCGAUUCAACGAGAGACGGCCAGAAGCCCAAUCCUGGCGAAGGUGAUGCACUUCGUGCACAACGGCUGGUCAGAAGCCGUAAAUGAAGAGCUACAACCAUUCAAGAUGAGGCAAACCGAACUGACCGUGGAGCGCGGAUGUCUAAUGUGGGGAUGUCGCGUCGUGGUUCCGCCGAACCUGAGAUCCAGAGUGCUGAGCGAGCUGCAUGCCGGACAUCAAGGAAUGGUGAAGAUGAAGCAGCUCGGAAGGAUGCACGUCUGGUGGCCGAACAUGGACAAGCAGAUCGAGGCGGAAGUCCGGAACUGCGAAGGCUGCUGGCAAAAGCGAGCAGAGCCACCAAGCGGAGAUCUCCACCCAUGGGAGUAUGCCAAGGGACCCUGGCAACGGAUACAUCUAGAUUUCGCUGGUCCUGUGGAAGGUAGAUUCUACGUGGUUGUCAUCGACAGCUACUCGAAGUGGAUGGAAAUCGCUCCAAUGAAGACCAUCACAACAGAGAAGACGAUUGAAUACCUGCUGAACCUGUUCGCUAGGUGGGGACUGCCUCACCAACUGGUCACGGAUAAUGGUCCACAACUCGUCAGCAAGGACUUCGAAGGGUUCUUGGAGAGGAACGGAAUCAAGCACAGUGUCACAGCGCCGUACAAGCCGUCCACUAACGGAGCUGCGGAAAGAGCAGUGGGUUGUCUGAAGAACCUGCUGAAGACCAGCGGUGCAGCGGGAACAUGGACCGCCACUGCAUAGCGCUGUGGAACAGUCGGUAACUUCAACCGGUAACCGCGGGCUCGUGCUGGAGGAAGAUGGGAUCGCUGCAACACAGUCACCUGAAGCAGCGUCAG